This is a messenger RNA of Beta vulgaris subsp. vulgaris (sugar beet), 1623 nucleotides long. Its product is annotated as probable purple acid phosphatase 20. Bases 85 to 1413 code for a protein of 442 amino acids. The transcript has 5 exons. NCBI's taxonomy places the organism in Eukaryota, Viridiplantae, Streptophyta, Magnoliopsida, Caryophyllales, Amaranthaceae. Gene Ontology annotation, molecular function: acid phosphatase activity; metal ion binding. The record is from RefSeq and is a predicted model, not a curated record.
CUAUAUAUAUAUAUACAUAUACUAUUAUGUUUUCAUAAAUCAAGAAAAUCACAUAUCAUAUGAUAGAAUCAUAGUAUAUUCUUUAUGCAACAUAACAAUAAUAAGAUGAUAACCUCAAUAUUAAUGUCAAAAGCAAGUCUUUUGUUGGUUAUUUUAGCCAUCAUUUGGGCUGCAUUUUCCGGUGAAGUAGCGUCGCAAAAUCGCCCACCACGCAGUGAAACACUUACAACUCCGGCGGAUUCUUAUGGUCCUACUACUCCUCAGCAGGUGCAUAUCUCGAUGGUAGGAAAAGACCGUAUGAGAAUAUCAUGGAUCACAAAAGAACCAACUCUUUCUACUCUAGAAUAUGGCACGUCGUCUGGAGUAUAUGAUACUUCUAUAACUGGGACUUCUUCAACUUAUAAGUAUCUUCUUUACAAAUCUGGCCAAAUUCACGAGGCAGUUGUUGGUCCUCUGAAGCCUAAUAUGGUUUACUACUACCGCUGUAGUGGUGAUGCUUCUCGCGAAUUCAAUUUUAAGACUGCACCUGCUCAAUUACCCGUCAAAUUUGUUGUUAUAGGUGAUUUGGGCCAAACGGGAUGGACAUCAUCAACACUCCAACACAUAUCACAAGUGAACUACGACAUGCUCUUACUACCAGGAGACUUAUCCUAUGCAGACUAUUGGCAGCCGAAAUGGGACUCAUUCGGCCGCCUAGUAGAACCUUUGGCUAGCCAAAGACCCUGGAUGGUCACCCAAGGCAACCACGAAGUUGAAAAGAUCCCAAUAGUCCAUCGCACUCCUUUUACCUCCUAUAAUGCUCGAUGGCACAUGCCUUUUGAGGAGAGUGGAUCACCUUCUAACCUAUAUUAUUCCUUCGAUGUGGCAAGCGAGGUUCAUGUCAUCAUGUUAGGAUCAUAUACUGACUUUGGCCCUGACUCGAGCCAAUACAAAUGGCUCGAGGGUGACUUGAAGAUGAUCAAUAGAAAGACGACACCAUGGGUUGUGGUGCUUUUCCAUGCACCAUGGUACAAUUCUAACAAGGCUCACUCAGGGGAGUUUGAAUCGGUGGGUAUGAAGAAGGCUAUGGAGCAAUUACUAUACAAUGCAAGGGUUGAUGUGGUGUUUGCUGGGCAUGUGCACGCUUAUGAGCGAUUUGCUCCAGUUUAUGAUGGAAACGCCGACAAGUGUGGCCCCGUGCACAUCACUAUUGGGGAUGGGGGCAAUCGUGAAGGUCUUGCUACAAGUUUUGUGGAUCCAAGGCCCAACAUCUCCAUCUUCAGAGAAGCAAGUUUUGGGCAUGGACAAUUACAAGUUGUGAACUCAACUCAUGCUCAGUGGACAUGGCAUAGGAAUCAAGAUGAUGUAUCUGUAACAGCUGAUUCAAUUUGGUUAACCAGCCUUAUUUCUAAUCCAGACUGUAAACCUCAAUAACUAAGUUCAGCCAAAGAUUUUAGAUUACAUUGUUACACAUAAUUUAAUAUCUGUAAAUAUGUUAUAGACUAUUUGUUGAUUAAAAGAUACCUACAAACUUGAAGCGAAGUGAUCGCGUAAAGUACAAAUAAUCCCAUUGUUCCCGAACAAUAAGUUAGCGUUCUGUUUUAGGUCGUCUCAAAAUAAUGGAUCAUGUUCGAAUUUUUUUCA